GUAAGUUCUUAUUAUAUUAUAUAUUAUCUUGCUCCAUAUUUCCCCCUUGUCCGGAAGAGAAAGAAAAAAAGAAUGAAACUGCAUGGAACUAGAAAGACGGAUAUGAUAAGUACCUUAGGUAUGCAUAAUGCUAACAAGUUCACUCAACAGGAGCGCACUCGACUUCAACCCCAUCAACACCAUUGCCUCGCACAUGAGCUACUGGCAGGACGAAGACGUCAGCCACUUCAUCAUCUCGCAGCUCUUGUCCCGGAAGAAGGAAGACGAGAAGCAGAAGGGAGAUUUACAGGUCCCUCUUCGGAUCUAGAACCCGGUGUGCCGCCGCCGCCGCCUUUUCUUCUCUUGCUGCUACGGACGUGUUUAUGUCCGGCGUGGCAUGGCGAUACACGUACACGUACACGUCUGUUACGGGAAUUGUUUAGUUUAGGUUCAUCGGGAAGGAAAAAAAAGAAAAAAAAAAAGUCAUCUUGAUAGACGGUACACCGCUUUCUAAGAGCUUAGGUACAGGUACCUAGGUAGAAGCACGGUACGCCCGCGCUCUCUUGUUGUAAGUAGGUAAAUAACGGAGCUCGGCGCACACAUAUCACAUAGAGGGCCUGAGCCGGAAUCAGGAUAGAGUCAGGAUAGGUAUAACGAAAGCAAAGUCAUUUCCGAUGGACAGAGUCAGCACUGGUUAGACCUUUUUUUUUUUUUUUUUUUUUUU
Daldinia caldariorum is the source of this 703-nucleotide messenger RNA. RefSeq lists its product as uncharacterized. The record is from RefSeq and is a predicted model, not a curated record. The transcript has a single exon. NCBI's taxonomy places the organism in Eukaryota, Fungi, Ascomycota, Sordariomycetes, Xylariales, Hypoxylaceae. Bases 128 to 307 code for a protein of 59 amino acids. Gene Ontology annotation, molecular function: metal ion binding.